AUGGCGGACGACUACGAGAAUUGGCCGGUGAACGUCAGUUCGGGCAAUAAGCCAGCCCUUCGACCGACGCUCAAGAAAGCCGACAGCACACUUACAAAUUUCAACGCUGUAUCGAAGGAGGCACUUGUGGGGAUCUUUCUGGACUUUGAUAACAGAAACUAUCCGCUGUCUCUGAGCGACACUGAUAUCAAGGGCAAAGUGACCGCCGCACAGAAGGCUAAGUUGAAAGAAGAGGUUAAUAGGCAGAAGGAGAUCGCGAAGCUAAAUAAGAAGCUGAAGGAAGAGGAACAGAAGACAGAGCGAGAGAAGAAGCGUAGCGCGAACGCAGCAGCAAGGUCUGAAUUAGAACAGAAGAAGGAGACGACCACGGUGAGGCCUGCGAAGACCAAGGCCAGCGCUCAAGAAGAUGAAGCUACCCCGAUCGACGGCGAAGCAGCGGAUCGAGAUCAAGACGGAGAUGUGCGUAUGACGGGAGAUGAGGAUGCGGCGGAGGCAGUACCAUUGGUCGAUCCGACAGCGGAGGCGGUGUCUAGUCCCGUCGACGGCGGGGGCAAGCGCAAGCGUCCUGCCACAGUGAGUCCAUCUGACACCAAGCGGGCACGUACCGACCGACCGAAGACAUCGUUGAUCGUGAAGUUGAAGUUGAAGUUGUCGACUACGGAUGGAGUGGCGACUGGCGGCAUGCAGACUGCGACACAAGGUCUUGGUGCUCGUAAGCGUCCGAGACAAGCUGCUGGAGACACGCGCACAGCAAACACCCGGCGCACCCUUAAGAACCCAGGUUCGAGGCUACAGCAUGGCGUGGCAUCUCCUCGUGAGCUCGCAGAAUCCAUGGAAGGCAGCAAGAACGACCCGGACGAUGCGGUCGUUGAAGCGCUGGGCGAUGUAUCCGGCACCGUUCCUCCCACCAACGCACCCGAGAAGCUCCCGUCCCGACACCAUCCGCAACGUACCACCAGGAAGAUGGCAAAAGCGCCAGUCGUGAGUGAAGACGCCGCUGCCGAGGACAUAUCCGAUGAAAACGAGCGAUUGUCCGAAGGGGAUACUGCAUCCGACGCUGCAUCGGCAGAGAACACCGAAGACACGCCUGGUCAUACAGGGCCGAUGCUACCUGAGGAAGAGUGGAUUGACUAUGAUGACGACUCGGUAUCGCCAUACGAUGAGGUAGCGGCGCGGACUAUAGUCGCAGAGAAGAGUGGCAAUCUAGGCUCUAGCCGUGAUCCUAACCUCGUUAUUGGCUUCAAGGGUACACACAGGGUCGACGGUUAUAUGCAUAUCCCUCUGCUCUAUUGGGCGAAGCAGAUGAAUCCCGACACUCUGGAUUCCGCACAGUUGGUGCUCUACAAAGUGCAGAAGAAAGAGUGGGAAAGGCAGGAUGCACUCAUGGCGGGAAAACCGGCUCCGAAAAAAGUGGUCAAGCCCAAGCGGAAACGCUGGGCUGAUGUGUAG
Molecule: messenger RNA, 1449 nt
Organism: Alternaria viburni
Lineage: Eukaryota; Fungi; Ascomycota; Dothideomycetes; Pleosporales; Pleosporaceae
Exons: 2
Coding region: 1-1449 (482 amino acids)
Source: RefSeq, a predicted model, not a curated record